GCUAAUUAGGGUUAGUCCUAACCUAAUCUAAACGACCUACCUAGCCUAUCGGAAGUGCCACAUCAGCAGUGACACAUCAGCAGUGACACAUCUUGAUGCACCGCAGCCAACGACUGGUCGAGCGCGGAUCUGCAGGAGCCAAGCCUGAACAGGAACUGAGCACCCCUCGGAUACCUCACAGACCACGCACGACCAUGGCUGCUAGCUCUGACAACACUGCACCAGGUAGCCCCAAGAGGCCGGUUACCCCUCUUCUCCCAGUUCAGCAGGCCGAUGAAAUGCUCCUAGCGUUCCUCGACCGUCUCCAGCACUAUUCGGAGACAACGGCAGCUGACCUACGCAAGUGGGAAGAAGAGGAAGCCGCCCGCCAGCAGGCAGAGGCAGCAGUAGCACGUCAGUGGUCCGCAGCAGAAGCUGCAGCAGCCGCACGGUUGCAGCAGCAGCAGCUCGAGGCAGAUCAGAACCAGGCUUGUUACCAAGCCACGAUGGAUCUUGCUCGCAACGAACCCACAUAUGUCAGGCUACUUCGACAACAGCAUUUCCAAGAGACCGAAGAACAAGCCCGGCCUACCGAUGAAGAACGCACCAAGGAAGGGACAGCAGUACUAAUGACAUGCAAUUGGCAGCAACGUGAACUGCUCGCCAUGCGGCAGGUCCUCAUCCGCCAUGAAACAACACUCAAGGCACUGGACAAGAGGAUCUCGACCCUGCAGACCGAGAACAGCUCACUACAGGCCGCCAACAGCCAGCAGCAGAUGCUCAACAGCCAGCAGCAGACACUUAACCAUCAGCUGCAGGCAGAUAUCAGCAACGGGUUGGCACAACUGUCAUCAGCUGCGUCAACGGGCAGUGCAACAGUCGACUGCAGCCCAGGUUUGGCCGCACAGGCAAAGCAAUUGGAGGAGCGCUUCAAUCAUUUAACGCUCAGUGACCGCGUUGACCAAAGACCGGCCGCUGCCGCCAAGGAAUGGAAGAUGCCGAACUUCAAGAUCGAGAAGUUCGACGACUAUCACAAGACGGACCCGCUGCAAUGGUGGAUGGCCUUCAACGCAGAGGCGGAUGUACAUCAUACACCCGCCCAUCGACGGCUGGACGCUCUAUACCUCCAACUCAUUGGAGGAGCGCAGGUCUUCAUGACGCAUAUGGCGGUCACAUUGGAGUGCACCAUCGCCACCCUCCACACCAAGAUCACCUGGGAGGAAUUUGAGAAGAAGUGGAAGACCCGGUUCAUGGUCAACAACGACAAGCGUCACGCCAUGAACAAGAUCUUCCGCAUCUACCAAGGCCAGCAAACAUCACGAGAAUGGCUGACGGAGUGGCAAAGACUCGUCGCCACCCCGGAGUUGGGCUUACCAUUCGACUCAAUCCGGGCUGAAUUCUUCGCUCGGUCAUGCGACGCUUUGACAGCCGCGCUUGGUACCAAAUUCCAAUAUGAGACCUUUGAUGAGCUGAUCUCAAAGGCAAGAGACCUGAUCCAAGGUAACCGGCGCGCGGCCAACGAGACCCGCCAACAGCCCGGUUACGUGGAGAAAGGCAAGGGACAACGGACGCCGCAAGUAGCAGCAGUCCAACAAGGAACUAGUGAGGACCACGCAGCCGCUUCAACAUCAAGUGAUGGAGAUGUGGCGGCAGCGAUACCACCACGACGCACGAAACCCCAAGGGGGCAAGAAGGCGAAAGAAGCGUCGGCGGAUGGAGCACGACAGGCACCAUGGACGGAAUUUGGCAUUACUGAAGAAAUGUUCAAGUUGCGAUAGAAACGGUAAUGUUGUUUAUGGUGCAACAGCACCAAACACGUCACCAGUGCCUGACUCGACAAGGACAAGGAAAAUGUCAAGCAUUCGGGCUCGGGAAACU
Messenger RNA from Chara braunii, 1857 nucleotides. Lineage: Eukaryota; Viridiplantae; Streptophyta; Charophyceae; Charales; Characeae. The record is from the annotation of a GenBank genome assembly.